This is a messenger RNA of Mercurialis annua (annual mercury), 2295 nucleotides long. Its product is annotated as protein argonaute 5-like. Gene Ontology annotation, molecular function: RNA binding; protein binding. Gene Ontology annotation, biological process: regulatory ncRNA-mediated post-transcriptional gene silencing. Bases 145 to 2082 code for a protein of 645 amino acids. NCBI's taxonomy places the organism in Eukaryota, Viridiplantae, Streptophyta, Magnoliopsida, Malpighiales, Euphorbiaceae. The transcript has 15 exons. The record is from RefSeq and is a predicted model, not a curated record. Gene Ontology annotation, cellular component: cytoplasm.
GAUUAAUUUGCGCCUCUGCUCUGCUACGUCUACACUCCCUAUUUCUUUCUUAUUUCUCUUUUAUUUUAAUCACUCACUUUUAUUUCUCUUCAGUUCUUUGUCUUUCAUCCCUCCCGUUUUUCAUUCUUCUCACCGUUAAACACAAUGUUGCCUACUCCUUCACCGGCGCCACCCGCUGCGGCUGCUGGUCUGACAUCGGCGUCGAGCUCUGCUUCUGUGCAGAGGCUGAGACUGGAGAUGGACCAGCUGGGGCUUUCUCUUAAUAUGGAUAUGGCGACUAGAGCAUUCUCUGAGCCCGUCAGAGUGACAGAUUUUGCUGCGAAAUUCUUGGGGUUGAGUGAUCUGCCACAGACUCUGUCUGAUGAAGAUCGUCUUAAGCUUGAAAAAGCUCUGUUAUCACUGAAAAUCGAAGCAAGCCACAGGGGCUACACAAAAAGUUAUAAGAUUACUGGGUUAUCAGUUAAGCCACUGAAUCAAAUCUUUUUAACCUUUAAUGAGGAGGAAAUGACAGUUGAUCGGUAUUUUCAUCUUCGAUACGGUGCUGAUCUUAACUUUACUUCCUUGCCUGCCCUUAAAGUUGGCAGUGAUUUGAGACCCGUUUGCUUGCCAAUGGAGCUUUGUACGAUUGCGGGUGGUCAAAGGUACAGCAAGAAACUUAACCUGACGCAGGUAACAGCGCUGCUCAGAGAUACUUGCCAACGCCCUCACGACCGAGAAGAAAGCAUUGAACAGAUGGUUAAGCAUAAUGGUGAUGAACUUGUAAGGGAUGAGUUGGGAAUUUCAGUUAACGAAGAACUAACUGAAAUCAAUGCCCGAGUUUCGCCUCCUCCCAAGGUUACUAUGCACCAUGCUAAAUUCAUUGAUGGUGGGACAGUGGAUCGCUGGACAUGUGUGAACUUCUCGUCACUCAUCAAUGGAGAUGCGCAUGCUGACUUCUGCGGGAAACUGAUUCAGAUGUGUGUCUGGAAGGGAAUGGUGUUCAACAUAAAUCCUGUAAUUCCAAUAUUUUCAGCGCCUCCUGAGCAAACUGAGAGGACCCUGCUCGAUAUUCACGAGCAGUGCACAGAGAAGGCGGCGAAGCUGCAGCUGUUGAUUAUUAUUCUACCUGAUGGCAGAGGCUCUUAUGGGAAAAUCAAGAGAAUCUGUGAAACAGAACUGGGAAUUAUGUCUCAGUGUUGUAUACCAAAACAAAACAUUCGGAGUAUAUCUUUUGAGGGUCUGUCUCUGAAGAUUAAUGUCAAGGUUGGGGGACGAAACACCCUGUUAAAUGAUGCUUUGCUAAAGAGGAUGCCUCUUGUGUCUGAUUGUCCUACGAUCAUCUUUGGUGCCCAUGUAGCUAAUCCAUCUUCGGGAGAUGAUUCUAGUCCGUCAAGAGCAGCAGUAGUGGCUUCUACGGACUGGCCUGAGGUAACAACAUAUAGAGGACUUGUCUCUGCCCAGGCUCACCAUGAGAAAACAAUCCGUGAUCUAUAUAAAUCAAAUGUGGAUCCGCAGAAGGGAAUAACUCAUUCUGGAAUGGUUAGGGAGUUGUUGAUUGCAUUUGAAAAUGCAACUGGGCAUAAACCUCACAGGAUUAUAUUCUACAGAAAUGGUGGUGGUGAAGGGGAGUUCAGUCAAGUAUUGCUGGAGGAGAUGGAUGCCAUUCGAAAGGCCUGUUCUUCGCUAGAGGCUGGGUAUCUUCCGCCCGUAACCUUCAUUGUGGUGCAGAAAAAGCACCGGACUAGACUUUUUCCUGUUGAACGUGGUCAGACAGACGAGUUUGACUUCUACCUGAACAGUCAUGCCGGAGUACAGGGAACCAGCAGACCGACACAUUACCAUGUGCUGUAUGAUGAAAAUCGAUUCACUGCAGAUACCCUACAGAAGCUGACUAACGAUCUAUGCUACACGAAUGUGAGGUGCACUUGUUCUGUGUCGAUAGUUCCUCCGGUGUAUUAUGCUCAUUUAGCAGCUUACCGUGCUGGAUAUUACAUAGAGGGUGAAAAAUCAGAUGGUGGGUUGAACACAACAGGAAGGGUUGGAGAAGUUCAGGCUCUUCCGACCAUCAAAGAUGAUGUUAAAGAAUUCAUGUUUUACUGCUGAGGUUUUAGGCCUUGUUGGUUGGACUGUUUUUGCACAUUUCAAGUGUUGCUACUAAUUUUGAGCCUCUAACUUGCUUGAUUAUUAUUUUGCAGCAGAGGCUGUUAUUCAGGUUGAUUAGAAUUUACACUUAGAACUAAACAACAUUGGGCUUGCUUCGGAAUUUUGCUUAAACUCUUUGUAAAUUCUUUGCUUAAUGCUCAGCCUUCAAAUUUA